UAUGUAGAGUUUAAUAAAUGGAACUUUGGUACAGAAGCUGUCCAUCUGGGUCAGGAGGGAUGGCUGAGCUGAUAAUUUGUGGUAGCAGAAACACAGAUACCACAGUGACAGAACAAGACAUGAGUCCCUUUUAUUACAGAAACUACCUAAAGGAACAACAUGGUCCUGAACAUCAACUCUUAAUCUCUAAAAUGGGAUCCAAUACUUCUCUCUCAUUCUUGUUCCUCAGGAUAGCUUAACAAAAAUCAGAAUACACAGUAUUAAUAAUGCAAGCAUUUUUCCAACUAUUACUGCAAAAUAACGGGCUUAGUAAAUGUUGCCAAAAAUAUUGUUUAUGCUCAAAUAAGUUUAGCCAGUGCUAACUUUAGCUGGAAGUGCCCUCAAUGCAGGACUUCUGACCACCUUUUCUGGUAAUGUGCCUUGUUACUUUUCUAGAAAAACUAGAAUAUGCAGUGUGUCCUGAAUACAUGUGAUUGGGGCCCUUUUAUUUUAAACCAUCUGCUAACAUCUCUGUAAACUGGUGUUGUGAGAUCAUGGCAUGGCAGAGCUAUACUGGAUUCUCACAGAGGACCUUAGCCAAUAGCAUAAUGUAUGUUUUACUUAGUGCAGAUUUAUUUGCCUCAAUCACAGACUACCAAGAACACAGCCUUGAACCAGAUGUCAGGUGAGAGCCCCCAGAUUUAAGGAAGUGGUAAUCUAAAGCGAUAUUAACUUUGAUGAUUAUUGCUUUUGUUGAAUUCAAAUUCUGGUGUUGCCACUGACUUGAUAUGUCAUUUUUCAUCCCUAAGCCUCGGUUUCCUCAUCUGUAACAUGGGAAUAAUAAUAGCAUUUAAACGUUUAAGGCACAGACUUGUUCUGUAUAUUUUUUCCUUUUACUCCAGUGCUUAGUAUAGUUGAUAUUCAGAAUUUUUGUUAGAUGAAAGAAGUUUUGAAUGCAUGCAUGCAGGGAUCAGUGAAAAUUGGAAGAAAUAACAGAAUGAAAGAUUAUGUAAGACUGGCUCUCCCUUGAAGACCUAAAGGGAAGUACUAAACAAUAAAAAGAUUAAUGUGCAUUGGGUUUAGUCAAUGAAAACCUCUCAGAGGAGGUAUCGUGAACUUGAACAUAAUUUUAUGCCAUAACCUUUCAUAAAUAUUACAUUCUACUCCUGGUUGUAAAGAUUAAGGAUCUUGGUAUUACUAAAAGGAUCUAGAGUUUCCACAUGUACAGAUUAAAAGACAAUAUAUUUACCCUCUUCUAUCCAGAGUUUGUCCUGCUAUUGAUUCUUAAGUGCCAGUACGUUAAUACAAUAUAGCAGAGCUCACACAGCAGAUUUAGACAGUCAACUCAGUAGUAAUGUGUUGGUUCUACCUGGGCAGUCUUCAUUCUGUAGUCCAUAAAGAAUGAGAUGCUAGAUUUACAUCCUAUCAACAGUAAAUUAUGUAGACAUCCUCAUUAUUUAAAAUGAUUGGUAUAUUUGUUUAUAUGGAAGUAUACAUUUUUUACAAGGUAUAAUUGUAAGCAACAGAUGAUAUUACAUAAGUAAGUCAGCUAUAGAUGAGUAGAGAUGUUUUUCAGCUUUUGAAAGUACUUUGGAAGAGUUUGGAAAUAAUAUAUACAUUUUUUGUAUAGUACUUCAGUACUGUCCCUAAUACGCUGGUGGUGUACAGAACUUAGAAAAUCAAUACAUUAUUGAGUAUUACUUCAAAGUUUUACUUGUAGGAGAUUUGUGAUUUGAAAAUCAGAUUUAUUUUACGUAUGGAAUUAAUACGACUAUGGAGGAAUAAAAAGGAAUUUCUAAGAUAUAUGAGAUUAAUAUUUCAACAUUAAAAAUAUUGGCAUUUGAUAGAAAUAGGUUUUUAUCUGUACUUUCUGGCUAUAUGUUACUACCAAAGUUUAAUUUGAAAAUGAAAGUUUGGUGAAGUAGAAGCCUUAGGUUAGUGACUUAGGAAUUUCAUUUCCAGGAUAAACCAGUCUUGGUAAUACUCCAUGUCUGUUUCUCUACGUGGUUGAUUCUCUUGUUAAUGCUGUCCACCUUUGUUACCUCUCAGAUUCAUUUUGAAGCACAUGAAUAUUAUUUAGGAAGUGUGAAAUAUAUGUAAAUGCAAGGUGAUUGUGUUAUUUUUGCUAUUUACAACAUUUUCUGUAUUGAACUCCAAAACAUUAAUAAUUACCUGCAGGAAUAUAUGCUUAAAUUAAAAUUACAUGUGAAAUUUUUAGUUUGUUUGUUUUAGUGAAAAGACUACAGUUAAGGUAGAUAAAUAUACAUAUUUUUUUCCAUAAAGUAGGAAAAUGCAUCUCGUUUAUCAGAAGGUACAGCUCCUCAUAUUUCAGAAGUGUGUAUUAAUUUUGUACCAUGUCACAUAUAAUAGGAAUCUAUAUAUAAUAUAUUCACAUAUAUAUGUAUUUGAAUCUGAUAGAAAAAUAAAACAAUAGGGAAAGAGGACCUACCUUAAAAAGUUUUGUAAUAAGAGGUAAGUAUUAUGUAAAGAAUAUAUAAUAGUUAAAAAUACAGCCUAAGUUCAAAUAUUUCAAGAAGAAACAAAAAAAGUGUUUUUCUUCAUAAAUCAAAGAUAUAAUAAUAAGUGCUCCCAUUUAAUUAAUUUUAAUAGUACUGAACAAAAGCAAAAGAGUUAUGUUAAGAAAUCGUUCUAUGGGCCAAUGGCCAUUUCAUUGUCAUAAAAAUCCUUUAUUUAGCCUUCUCCACAAAUAAGCUCACAGCAGGACAAAGGACACUAGUUAGAGUAAUUUGGGCGAUAAGUAAACAGAAGGAAUGGCUAGGAGCAUAGUGUCAUCUGGCAGAGAGCUUAUUUCCUGAAUCCUGUGGAUCUGGUUAAAACCCAACAGAGAUGCCAAUAUGCUUCUCCUCAGUAAAUGCUACCAGUCCCCACACCACCAGGCCCACCGAAGCUUGUCUACAGUAUUUUAUCCAAGCAAUCCUUUGGGUAACUGCACAGUGCCUGCAGUGACCUGAGUCAGUCAUGCAAGGAGACUUUCUUGUUUUCACACCAAUGUUUUAUUUCAGUUUCCAUUUUCUGCUGGUCCUGUUGUUCAAUGAUAUAAGCAGAGUGAUGAAGGAGGCACUUCACACCCUUCUUAGAUAAGAUCUUGAGCAGCAGAGAGUGGUUUAAACAGCAAAGCUUAAAUCUCUGAAGCUGGAUUUAUUUGCAAGGUUGCUGUCAUGUGCGCACCUGGGAUUCAUGUCUCUUCAGAAGGAUGGGAAGAAGUAAGGUCUGUUGAUUCCGAAGAGAGAACAAUUGAAGCUCGACGAGGAGUUGCUGGUGAUUUGGAUUAUUAUUGGUUGGAUCCUGCCACGUGGCACAGCCGGGAGACAUCACCUAUUAGUUCGCAUCCUGUAACGUGGCAGCCAUCUAAAGAGGGGGACCGAUUAAUUGGACGUGUUAUUCUUAACAAGAGAACAACCAUGCCCAAAGAAUCGGGUGCAUUGCUGGGUCUGAAAGUUGUUGGAGGAAAAAUGACUGACUUAGGACGACUUGGUGCUUUCAUCACCAAAGUAAAGAAGGGUAGCCUAGCAGAUGUAGUUGGACACCUAAGAGCAGGGGAUGAAGUUCUAGAAUGGAAUGGUAAACCCCUGCCGGGAGCUACAAAUGAAGAAGUUUACAACAUUAUUUUAGAAUCAAAAUCAGAACCUCAAGUUGAAAUUAUUGUUUCAAGGCCUAUUGGUGACAUUCCCCGGAUUCCUGAGAGCUCCCACCCUCCGCUGGAGUCCAGUUCAAGUUCCUUUGAAUCUCAGAAGAUGGAAAGGCCUUCCAUUUCUGUUAUUUCUCCAACAAGUCCUGGAGCUCUAAAAGAUGCCCCACAAGUCUUACCAGGGCAACUUUCUGUGAAACUGUGGUAUGAUAAAGUGGGACACCAGCUGAUUGUAAAUGUUCUGCAAGCAACAGAUCUACCUGCUAGAGUAGAUGGGCGUCCUCGAAAUCCCUAUGUAAAAAUGUAUUUUCUUCCAGAUAGAAGUGAUAAAAGUAAAAGGAGGACCAAAACAGUAAAGAAAAUACUAGAACCAAAAUGGAAUCAAACUUUUGUCUAUUCACAUGUACAUCGUAGAGAUUUUAGAGAACGAAUGUUAGAAAUAACUGUGUGGGACCAACCCAGAGUGCAAGAAGAAGAAAGUGAAUUUCUUGGAGAGAUCCUCAUAGAAUUGGAGACAGCGCUUUUAGACGAUGAACCGCAUUGGUAUAAACUUCAGACACAUGAUGAGUCUUCACUACCUCUGCCUCAGCCAUCACCUUUCAUGCCAAGGCGACAUAUUCAUGGAGAAAGCUCUAGCAAAAAGCUACAAAGAUCUCAGCGAAUCAGUGAUAGUGACAUCUCAGAUUAUGAGGUUGAUGAUGGUAUUGGCGUAGUUCCUCCAGUAGGCUAUAGGUCUAGUGCUAGAGAAAGUAAAUCUACAACAUUAACUGUGCCAGAACAGCAAAGAACAACUCAUCACCGCUCACGUUCAGUAUCUCCUCAUCGCGGCAAUGAUCAGGGAAAGCCGCGUUCACGUUUACCAAAUGUGCCAUUACAGAGGAGUUUAGAUGAAAUUCAUCCAACAAGAAGGUCACGUUCUCCAACCAGACACCAUGAUGCCUCCCGAAGUCCAGUUGAUCAUAGAGCCAGAGACGUGGAUAGUCAGUAUUUAUCAGAACAAGACAGUGAGCUUCUUAUGCUGCCCAGAGCAAAACGAGGACGAAGUGCAGAAUGCCUACAUACUACCAGGAUGCAAUGCACUGGCACUAGUGAACUGCAGCCCUUUCUUGACAGGGCUAGGAGUGCUAGUACCAACUGCUUGAGACCAGAUACUAGUUUGCAUUCACCAGAACGAGAAAGGCACUCCAGAAAGUCUGAAAGAUCUAGCAUCCAAAAACAGACUAGGAAAGGCACUGCCUCUGAUGCAGAAAGGGUUCUCCCAACAUGUCUUUCUAGAAGGGGACACGCAGCCCCAAGAGCAACUGAUCAGCCAGUCAUUAGGGGAAAACAUCCUGCUCGCUCAAGGUCGAGUGAGCACUCUAGUGUCAGAACACUGUGUUCUAUGCACCACCUUGUCCCUGGAGGGUCGGCGCCACCUUCUCCGCUUCUGACAAGAAUGCACCGACAGAGAAGUCCAACACAAUCUCCUCCAGCAGACACAUCGUUCAGCAGUCGUAGGGGAAGACAGCUCCCACAAGUGCCAGUGAGAAGCGGCAGUAUAGAACAAGAACAAGAAAAAUAUAACUCUUCCACAAAAGCAAGCUUAGUAGUGGAGGAGCGAACAAGACAGAUGAAAAUGAAAGUGCAUCGAUUUAAGCAGACAACAGGGUCUGGUUCUAGUCAAGAACUUGAUCGCGAGCAGUAUUCCAAGUAUAACAUACAUAAAGAUCAGUACAGAAGCUGUGAUAACGUCUCUGCCAAAUCAUCAGAUAGUGAUGUCAGUGAUGUGUCCGCCAUUUCCCGAACCAGCAGUGCCUCACGCCUCAGCAGCACAAGCUUUAUGUCAGAGCAAUCUGAGCGCCCCAGGGGUAGAAUCAGUUCAUUUACCCCCAAAAUGCAAGGCAGACGGAUGGGGACUUCAGGAAGAGCCAUCAUGAAGAGCACCAGUGUGAGUGGAGAGAUGUACACACUGGAGCAUAAUGACGGCAGCCAGUCAGACACAGCUGUUGGUACAGUUGGAGCAGGUGGAAAGAAACGGAGAUCCAGCCUUAGUGCCAAAGUGGUUGCCAUAGUGUCUCGAAGGAGUAGAAGCACAUCUCAGCUUAGUCAAACAGAGUCGGGCCACAAAAAGUUAAAAAGUACCAUCCAGAGAAGUACAGAAACAGGCAUGGCAGCUGAAAUGAGGAAGAUGGUAAGGCAGCCGAGCCGAGAGUCUACUGAUGGCAGCAUCAACAGUUACAGCUCUGAGGGCAAUUUAAUAUUUCCUGGAGUGCGACUGGGAGCUGACAGUCAAUUCAGUGAUUUUCUUGAUGGAUUGGGACCAGCCCAGCUUGUUGGCCGCCAAACUCUUGCCACCCCUGCAAUGGGUGAUAUACAAAUUGGAAUGGAGGACAAAAAGGGCCAAUUAGAAGUUGAAGUUAUUAGAGCACGAAGCCUCACACAAAAGCCUGGUUCCAAAUCUACACCUGCUCCAUAUGUCAAAGUAUAUCUUUUGGAAAAUGGGGCCUGUAUAGCCAAGAAGAAGACAAGAAUUGCACGAAAAACCCUUGAUCCUUUGUAUCAGCAGUCUCUGGUUUUUGAUGAAAGUCCACAGGGUAAAGUUCUUCAGGUGAUUGUCUGGGGAGACUAUGGCAGAAUGGACCACAAAUGCUUUAUGGGUGUGGCUCAGAUCUUGUUGGAAGAACUCGACCUGUCCAGCAUGGUGAUCGGAUGGUACAAAUUGUUCCCACCGUCCUCACUGGUGGAUCCCACACUCACUCCCCUCACCCGCCGGGCUUCCCAGUCAUCUCUGGAAAGUUCAACUGGGCCUCCCUGUAUUCGAUCAUAGUGAACUCAUACCAGAGUCAUUCCAAUAAAACUCUACCUUUCAGGAUAAUAAUCUGAACCAGAUAUUUCAUGAUCAAAAGCAUUGUUGGAGACAGACAAUCAACUUGUGUUUUGCCUGUAGUAGUUUUUCAAUAAUAUGUCCCAAUUGUUAUUUAAAACAUGGCUUCAUAUGACAGAACAAGGCAAUCUAUCAAAUUACAGGAAGAAUCAACGUGCUGGUGAGAGUCACUGAUGCUUCUAACAAAUAGAAAAAGAGGAAACUUUAAAUCUACACAUACACCUACACACACACACACACACACACACACACACCCCAAAUUGAACAAACUGGAAACUCUCACUCUGUGAAAAGUUGUAUUCUACACGUUUCUGCACAGACCACAAGCAGUGUUAUUUCCCUGAUGUUUGAAUUGUUUUGUUCUUUUGUGUGUUUUGUUUAUUUGUGUGUUGUUUGUUGGUUUUCGUUUCUUGAGGUUUUUUUUUUGUUUGUUUUCACCACAUCUGUUAUUUCCACUAGUUUUUUUGGCUGUGUCAUGACAGGCCUCAUGAUGCUAACAGAGACUCUUCCCUUCUUUUUUCCAAAAGCACCAAAAAAAGGGCUGAAGUGGUCUCUGUGGCAUCUCCCCAAAGUGUUAAACAGCUACAUAAGGUGAAGCCAAAGAAGGGUUUCACUAGCUUUCAUUUUAUAAUUCUUUAAAGUCUUACGUGUGGAAACCCAAAAGACAAAAAGUUAUCUUCCAAAAUAAAUAAUCACAGAAGUACUUUUUUAAUGAAGAGCCUAUCUGUUUGCAUUCUAGAAAAUUAAUUUAUGGUUUCCAUUGUUUUGCAUGGAAGACUUUUAAAGAAGUCAAUCUGCAACUAAUGCUGGGGACUAAAACUAACUGCAUAAUUGUACUUUGAAAACACUCCUUGUAUUGCCUUUUUCUUCCUGAUAUUAAAAAAAAAAUGCUCAUGUGUAUAAACCAUACUUUGACUUCCCAAAAAUGGUGACUAGGAAUGGAUUUGAGCCUAAGACACUUUGAGCUACGCCCAGGCUUCUCAGCCAUGCCUCAGUGUAGACACACCCAUCUGCCCUGGAAAGAGCAUGGUAUGAGCUGUUCAAUAUUCCACUGGAAAUUCCAGUUGAAAUAUUCUGCACUAAACUAAUGUUUUUAUCGAAUUUUAGUUUACAUUUCUUUGAGAUUGAUGCAAGCACAAAGCUUGAUUUUUUAAUGCAAAGUAUCUUACUUUUGGGGGGAAAAAUAAACAAAGUCAACUUUCAAUUUGCAUUUUCUUCAUUUAGUUUUUCUUGGCCUUGAAUUUCCCUUGUGACAUUCUGUACAUGUGCUACAAACUGCAGUCUCUGCGGGUGCAUUGAUAUGUUCUCCCUCCUUUUAUGAGUCACUCCACUUUUGUGAUUACACAGAUAGAGCAGCAUGACUUGGAACUGUUCAAAGCUGCAUGCACAUUUUGUAAAAAAAA
This is a messenger RNA of Cercocebus atys (sooty mangabey), 7894 nucleotides long. It is a transcript of the gene RIMS1, whose product is annotated as regulating synaptic membrane exocytosis 1. Gene Ontology annotation, cellular component: cytoskeleton of presynaptic active zone; presynaptic membrane. The record is from RefSeq and is a predicted model, not a curated record. The transcript is spliced from 27 exons. Gene Ontology annotation, biological process: positive regulation of synaptic transmission; regulation of membrane potential; calcium ion-regulated exocytosis of neurotransmitter. Gene Ontology annotation, molecular function: transmembrane transporter binding; small GTPase binding. The coding region runs from base 3159 to 6434 and encodes 1091 amino acids. Lineage: Eukaryota; Metazoa; Chordata; Mammalia; Primates; Cercopithecidae.